Oncorhynchus kisutch (coho salmon) is the source of this 4074-nucleotide messenger RNA. RefSeq names its product DNA-binding protein SATB1. Gene Ontology annotation, biological process: regulation of transcription by RNA polymerase II; microtubule cytoskeleton organization; chromatin remodeling. Bases 570 to 3626 code for a protein of 1018 amino acids. The transcript is spliced from 12 exons. The record is from RefSeq and is a predicted model, not a curated record. Lineage: Eukaryota; Metazoa; Chordata; Actinopteri; Salmoniformes; Salmonidae. Gene Ontology annotation, cellular component: microtubule. Gene Ontology annotation, molecular function: RNA polymerase II cis-regulatory region sequence-specific DNA binding; DNA-binding transcription factor activity, RNA polymerase II-specific; calmodulin binding.
AGGUAGGUGGCCGUUGGAUCCAUGCAGUGUGUGUGUGAGAGAGAGAUGAGAGAGCGAGCACAUGUGUUUGUCUGCCAAUAGCCUACUGCAGAAGAGCGAGCUGCUUCACACGGUUGAAACUGUCUGAUGACUGCAUUGACUAGCAUACAACUGAACUCACCGUGUAUUGGUCGCUUCACCAGUUUUUCAACGGAAUCCUUGUAGCAUACCAGCUGGUCUGUAGCCUAAUUCCGUGAACAGUCUCUGUCACUGUGGAUUGCUUUGACUGAUAUCCCGGUUAGACCACCGAUAGACUCGUUUUAUUCCGUUGCUGGUUGAAAAGGUCCGAACGCGUGCAGCCAGCAAGGAACGACGGGGUAUGUUGCUACGUAGCUUAUAUGAUAUAGACACAAUAGACCGACGACUAGUGUAAAAGAGAGAGAUGAGGUGAUGUUCUGACUCACUGAGACAGCGUGGACAUAAAUCAAGACGAGGAACUCUAUUCUUGUACUACCUACGGCAUAUCGGAAUCUCAACAGGAACCAGCAGCCAGCGGAUGUCAGUGUGGGGAUCACUCAGUCCCACAUGUGAUGGACCCCCAGCAGUGUGAUGUGUCAGAGGGGUGUAACACUCCUGGUAAUGGGGACCACCGGCCCCCUCCUGCCAAACUGGUCCGCCUGGAGUUGAACGGUGGCGGGGGCCCCUCAGGUCCACACCAGGGCAGGACGAGACAGGGGAGCCCAGGGGUCAGAACUUCGGCCCCCAAACUCACCCCACCCGCACCACAACCCAAGAACUGGCAUAAAAGAGGAAGCCUGCUGCCUGUGCUGUGUUUGGUGGAGCACAGAGAGAGCCCGGUCCUGGCAGUGGAGGCUGAGAGGAGAGAGGAGCAUGCAGAGUUUGUACUGGUCAGGAGAGACCUGCUGUUUAACCAGCUGAUAGAGAUGGCUUUACUGGCCCUGGGCUACUCUCACAGCUCAGCAGCACAGGCCAAAGGUUCGAUCCAGGUGGGUAGGUGGAACCCUGUCCCUCUGUCCUGUGUGACUGAUGCUCCUGAUGCCACAGUGGCUGACAUGCUGCAGGACCUCUACCAUGUGACCACCCUCAAGAUCCAGCUCACCAGUUGUCCCAUGUUGGAGGACCUCCCUCCAGAACAGUGGAGUCACUCCACAGUGAGAAACGCCCUGAAGGAGCUAUUGAGAGACAUGAACCAGAGCUCACUGGCCAAAGAGUGCCCUCUGUCCCAGAGUAUGAUCUCCUCCAUUGUUAACAGCACCUACUAUGCAAAUGUGUCGGCCUCCAAGUGCCACGAGUUUGGCCAUUGGUAUAAGCACUUCAUGAAUACCAAAGGCAUCAUGGAGAUUGACAGCUUCUCUGACCAAUCCCAAACGAGCUCCACACACCCAUCAACCAAACAAUCAUUCCCAGGCAGCACAGCCGAGCAGGUCUGCUCCUCACCCCUCCCCUUUCCUCACGGGGGUGCCACCCACACUUCUGGGCGUAGUUGUCUGGCCCCAAGUCUCUGCCCCCCGGGGCUGGUGACCGCCCCCCUCAGCCCCCAGCUAGUCAGCCCCCAACAGAUAGUCAUGGCCCAGUUCCUCAACCAGCAGUAUGCAGUCAGCCAUAUGCUAGCCCAGCAAAGCCUGUCUGUAUCUGUUUCCACCUCCCCCCAGCAGUUCCUCAACCACCCCCCUGUGGGGAGGCCUCCCCCCUCCCUGGCCCUAGCCAAGGGCCUCGACCCCCUGCAUCAGGCUGGACCACCAGGACCCGGGUCUGGGUCCCAGAGCCAGGUGUGUGGACCAUCAGACAUCUCAUGUGAGAUCUACCAGUGGGUGAGAGAGGAGCUGAAGAGAGCAGGCAUCUCCCAGGCUGUGUUCGCCCGUGUGGCCUUCAACAGGACCCAGGGCCUGCUGUCUGAGAUCCUGCGGAAGGAGGAGAAUCCUAAGAGUGCGUCUCAGUCUCUCCUGGUCAACCUGCGGUCCAUGCAGAGUUUCCUACAGAUACCGGAAGGUGACCGCGACCGUAUCUACCAGGAGGAGAGAGAGAGGAGUCUGACCACGUGGACCAUUAUCAACCAUUCACCCAACAACACUACCACACCUCGCCACACACAGACCAGAAAGGAAGAGGGAAACUUUGUUAAGGCUGAAGAUUGGCCCUCCCAGGUUUCCAUUGUAUUUCCUAAAGUGAGGCUGUCUCCAGUAGCAGUAGUAAACAGAGGGGUGAAGAGCAAGGGAUGUGUUCUAGACAGAGGAGUGAAGAGCGAGGGAUGUGUUCUAGACAGAGGGGUGAAGAGCGAGGGAUGUGUUCUAGACAGAGGGGUGAAGAAUGUGGGAUGUGUUCUAGACAGAGGAGUGAAGAGCGAGGGAUGUGUUCUAGACAAAGGGGUGAAGAAUGUGGGAUGUGUUCUAGACAGAGGGGUGAAGAGCGAGGGAUGUGUUCUAGACAGAGGGGUGAAGAGCGAGGGAUGUGUUCUAGACAGAGGGGUGAAGAGCGAGGGAUGUGUUCUAGACAGAGGAGUGAAGAGCGAGGGAUGUGUUCUAGACAGAGGGGUGAAGAACCUGGGAUGUGUUCUAGACAUCAACAGUUCUAUCUAUGAGGAGAUCCAACAGGAGAUGAAGAGAGCCAAGGUUUCUCAGGCCAUGUUUGCCAAGAUGGCUGCGUCCAAGAGUCAGGGCUGGCUGUGUGAGCUGCUGCGCUGGAAGGAGGAUCCGUCCCCAGAGAACCGAACCCUGUGGGAGAACCUGUGUAUGAUCCGGCGCUUCCUGAGUCUGGCCCAGAUGGAACGAGACGCCAUCUAUGAACAGGAGAGCAACACUCUACAACAACACUGUACAGACAGACUCACACAGCUAGUCAACAACAACACACUGCUCCAACGCCACUCCCCAUUGCAACAACAACACCAUCAACGAACACUGACCGCUCUGUCCCAGCUGCCCUUGCAGCCCCAGGCGGAGCCUCGCCUGCCGCCACGACAACCAUCCACAGCAUCACCAGCCGAGACUGAGGGGGGUAGGGGGCAACUGAGGACCUGGUGGGGAAGUAGUCUGGGUGAUGGGAGGGAAGAUGAUAUUACUGGCAGGGGCUGUAGGGGUUGGGGCCAGGGCAGGGUUAGGGGUGUGUGUAACAAUGACAAGGAAGGGGGAGAGGGACGGUGGGCGGGGGGCAGACAGACUAACGGCGAGUGCGAUGGUGGGAGUGAUGGCGAGGGGUUUCGGGUGUCCCGAGAGGCACAGGGGAUCCUGCAGAGCUUCAUCCAGGACGUUGGUCUGAACCCAGACGAGGAGGCUGUCCACACACUGUCAGCCCAGCUGGGCCUGCCCAAACACACCAUCCUCAGCUUCUUCCACAGCCAGCACCACAGCUACACUCACCAGAACCAUAGACAGCACUACAGUGAGAUCCAACACAACCAACAUCCGAGCCAGGACCACAACCACAGAGAGAAUCACAACCAACACCACACGGACCAGGACCAGCUCUUCUAUAAUGGAGCAGGCCCAACCCAGCCUAAGAGAACUACAGGGGAGGAGUGGACUGUAGAUCUCGCUGGACAAAUGGGAUAUGGAGCAGGAAGAGGAAAUAGAGGGGAAAGGGGAGGAGGACGCCAUUUUGAAAGAGUUGGAUGUGAGCAGUCAGACUAACGCCGUCGCCAUCCUAGAGGAAGAACAACAUGAUUCUAACCAAUCUGAGACUGCCCAACCACAUGACUCUGAUGAAUAACAUGAGUCCAUCCACUAGUUGUCCCCUUUAACCCAAUGAGAAGGCAUCAAUUUGAUAGACUCAUCUAGCUCUGCAGAAAAUAAUAUUAGCCUUUUCUGAAGAACUUUAGUAAUGAAUGAUAUGGUGUUAUAGGUGUUUCCCAUAUUUGUAAUGAAACAUUUCAAUUAAAGACUAACUGUGAAAAUAAAUGAAAUUAUGUAGUUAUACAUGUAUGCAGAGUUAGUUUAAAGGCCCAGUGCAGUCAAAAACUAGAUUCUCCUGUGUUUUGGAUAUAUUUCCUCACUGAGGUUGGAAUAAAACAGUGAAAUUGUGAAAAGUAUGAUAAUGCCCUUUCAGUGUAAGAGCUGUUUGAACAUUUUUGCCUGUUUU